Messenger RNA from Dreissena polymorpha, 961 nucleotides. Its product is annotated as transient receptor potential cation channel subfamily M member-like 2. The record is from RefSeq and is a predicted model, not a curated record. Gene Ontology annotation, molecular function: monoatomic cation channel activity. Gene Ontology annotation, cellular component: membrane. The transcript has 5 exons. Bases 8 to 961 code for a protein of 317 amino acids. Lineage: Eukaryota; Metazoa; Mollusca; Bivalvia; Myida; Dreissenidae. Gene Ontology annotation, biological process: monoatomic cation transmembrane transport.
AUCUGCUAUGGCGACGGGUAUUCUAAACGAAUCUGCCCAGAGUGAUGACACAUACACGAAUCAGAUAUUAACGCUAGUGAUACCAUUUUGGCAGAAGACAUGCAUAGAAUUGGCUAUAAAAUCGAAACAAAUGGAUUUCCUUGACCAGCUAGCAGUCCGCAAUCUGUUUGGAACUAUUUGGAAUGGAAAACUCGAGGAUACAACUACGUUGAAGUUUUUCUCUUGUAUAAUGUGUCCAGCGUUAUCGCUAAAACUAUUGAAUUACAAAACGGACAAAAGUACGACCAAGUACAACACAGUCAAACGAACAGCACCGAAAAAGAUCUGUGCAAACCUUGGCAAGAUCAAGGACUUCUUACAAGCUUCAAAAACAAAACUUGCGUAUAAUUUGAUAUCGUAUGUGAUGUUUCUGAGCCUUUUCGCGUACGUACUGCUGUUUAAUCUCGCAUCAACGAUCUCGAACUUGGAAUAUGUAUUGAUGACAUGGGUAUUGGCUAUACUGGGAGAAGAAAUAAGACAGAUGGCUACGUCGAAUGAGAAAAAAGAGUACUUCUCGAAUGGAUGGAAUAUCAUUGAUAUGUGUACAAUCGCCAUGUUUUUUAUCGGAUUUGGACUGCGAUUCAAACACUUUGAAGACGCAUUGGAUUGGCCCAGAGUCGUGCUUGCUGUCGAUUUUGUAGCGUUCUUCUUCAGACUGAUCCACAUCUUCUCUGUUCAAAAUAUUAUUGGUCCCAAACUUAUUAUGAUUCAACAAAUGUUAAAGGACCUGGUGUAUUUCCUUGUUAUUUUGGUGGUGUUUGUAUUAUCGUACGCGAUUGCCUCGCACUCCAUCCUCUUCCCUGAUUCUCCAUUUACUUGGGAAACAUUUCUACAAAUAAUAAGAAAGCCUUACUGGAAUCUUUAUGGAGAACUGUUUCUAGAAGAUACGGAAGGUAUGUAUGUGUCACCAAAACAAAUCUAA